Molecule: messenger RNA, 1892 nt
Organism: Chondrus crispus (carragheen)
Lineage: Eukaryota; Rhodophyta; Florideophyceae; Gigartinales; Gigartinaceae
Exons: 2
Coding region: 1-1557 (518 amino acids)
Biological process (GO): endonucleolytic cleavage in ITS1 to separate SSU-rRNA from 5.8S rRNA and LSU-rRNA from tricistronic rRNA transcript (SSU-rRNA, 5.8S rRNA, LSU-rRNA)
Cellular component (GO): 90S preribosome; nucleolus
Source: RefSeq, a predicted model, not a curated record
AUGACCCUCAAGGACUACGUCAGGGAGACCCUGCUCAAGGACGGAAAGCUUGCCGAUAGCGAUGAUGACGAUGCAGACGGCGGCAAGGACGAGGGAUACCGUCAUCCCGAUGCUAAUCAUCACCGCACUGAAUCUCCCGAUCAUCCUGCGCAGAAUGGAACCACCAGCUUGCCCGGCCAAACAGACAGCGACGAAGAGUCUGACGCCGACAACUUUUUCAAGAAGAAGGACAAGUCCACCGCGGAGCUGGACGCAGAGCAGCAGGACUUCGACAACUUCCUGCGCAAGCAGUCGCGCAAGACGUCGCAGAAGGCGGGCGAGGAGCUGCUGCUGCACUCGUACCUGGAGAACGAGAAGCCGGAUGAGAAGGAGCGCUUCCUGCGCGACUUUGUUCUCAACAACGGCUGGCUGGACAAGAACGCCGCCAUCGCCCCGGCGGCGGGCGACUACGAGAUCGAGGUCGACACCAACGACCCCGACAGGUCGGACGGCGAGCCCGACGCGGACGACGACUUCGAGGACAAGGCCGAGGACUUCGAGGCGCAGUACAACUUCCGCUUCGAAGAUCCGGACGGCGCGCAGGUCGUGUCGCACGCGAGGACCGUGGCCGACUCCAUGCGCCGCCCGGAUGACAGGCGCAAGAAGGCGCGCGAGGCCCGCAAGCUGAGGAAGCAGCAGGAAAAGCUCGUCAAGACAGAGGAGAUUAAGCAUCUCAAGAACCUGAAGAGGAAGGAGGUCAAGGCGAGGCUGCUCGCCAUCCAGGAAGCCGCGGGCGAUGGCGUCGAUGUGUCUGGUAUUGACUUGGAUGCCGAUUUCGAUCCAGACCAGUUUAACCGGCAGAUGGAGAGCAAGUUCGGGGAUGAGUACUACUCGCAGAAGGAUGAGGAUAUGAAGCAAAUCACGAAGGAGGGCCUCGCUACGGCGACCGAAAAGCGGUUGGAAGCAAAGGAAAGCGAGGAGGUGUCCAAGGACCUGCGGGAGGACGUAAAUAGGCUCAUGGAUGAGUACUACAACCUGGACUACGAAGACAUUGUCGCGGGGGUGCCAAUGCGUUUCAACUACAAGAAAGUCGACCCCGAGGCAUUCAACAUGACGGCGGAAGAGGUGUUGAGAAUGGAAGACAAGGAGCUGAAUCGCAUUGUUUCCAUGAAGUAUCUCGCGCCUUACCGCGCCAACAGGGAUAUCAAAAAGCAGUCGUGGCGUGUCCACAAUGCGUUGAAAAUGAAGAGACAGUCACAGCGCAUGCAUGGAGAGAAUGUUAGCAAGCAGUCUGCUUUGCACGAGAUUGCGAAUUCGAAGGAAGAAGCGGAUGGCGCUUCUAAAAAACACGACAAUAAGCGAAAGCGAAAGCGGAAACAUUCCCACGCUGACGAUAGGGAGGAUAGAGGGAAGGGGGGGAACGUUUUCGAAGCUCCCGAUAGAAACGAAAACACUGUCGCGGGAGAGGAAGGGAAAACUGCCAAGUCUUCGAAAAAGAGAAAGCGGAAGAGGAGAACUCCCGCGGAGACCGUGGAUAGUUUGUCAUCGAGCAGGAAAAAGGCAUACAACAUCGACUAGCUUGUGUCACGGUCAUCAGUGCUUUUAAUUCCGAGGGGCAUGCAGUGAUGCGCAAGCGUUUUUGUCAUCGAGCAGGAAAAAGGCCUACAGCAUCGAUUAGCUUGUGUCACGGUCAUCAGUGCUUUUAAUUCCGAGGGGCAUGCAGAGAUGCGCAAGCAUGGGCAGAAUCGUCGUGAGGGGACGGAGGCACGGGCGAUGAUGUGUACAUAAUUUUACGCGAUGCGCAUGAGCGGGUAAUAAACCGAGGGAGGCAGGAUACAUUGGUACAAGUAAAGGCGUUUCUAACCGUCAUCGCAACGCGGCUAGCGUAUCACGAUCAGCCGACAACUGUCCAG